CGCAGAGGAGCUCCUCCCAGAGAGGAAGGAAGAAAACGAAAGUGAGGAGAGGAGGACUCUUAAUGAAGACCAGGACGAGGCUCAAACACAUCGUGUCAUAGCCUUCGCUGGCAUCGAAGCGAUUUCCCGUCUCAUUCGACGCUGAUUCAGCAGCUUCUCUUGAGGAGUUCGCUCUCACCCACACCCCCAUUGGGAGUGCCCAGUGGCCGCCGAGGCUUCUCAACCUCCAGAGCGAGCCUUCAUCGAUGGCGCUGACGAUGGCCAGUGCCGCUCUGCCUGCUGGGGGGUCUUCGGAUGCCUCUGCACAGACACCCAAGAUAUACGUCAUACACGAGGUGCGGGCGAGGGCAGAUGAGGGCAGCGCACACACGCAGGCUGUGGCGCCUUGUCUCGGGAUAUCCGUGUCUCCCUCUGUGUGUGUGUGUCAGAAUGAGGAGUGGCUGUAUCCGUUGCGUGAGAGCUUCCGGGAGCUCAACCAGCCGUUUGUCGACUGGAACCUGGCGCACACACUGCCGCAGUCGCUGGGCGGCCACCCCAACAGCAAGCGGCUCAUCGCCACACGCGAGGAGAGCGUGCUCAACGGCGGGUCGGCAUCCUCAUCUUCGGCAUCGUCGUCGAGCGAGAGCAUCCUGAAUGUGAUCGACUUCACCCAGCCGCCCCCUGAGGGCGUCUUCUAUAACCGCAUGUCGGCCUCAUCGCACACUCGAGGGGUGAGGUGGCACCACACGCAUUGAGAUGGAUGCAUCAAUCAUUUGUGUGUCCUGUUUGUUUUGCCUGUCAGCAUCGAUAUUCCUGCGAGUACUGUGGCGUGUUGCUGGAGUGGCUGGAGUCCUACAACCGGACCGUCAUCAACGGCAGCCGUGCGCUGGCUCUGGAGAUCAACAAGGCCAACCAGAUCACGCUGUUCCACAGUGUGGGGAUCCCCUCGCCCAAGACCAUCAUCGUGCCCGUCGACAACCUGGCAGUCGGCAAGGCCAGCCAGGCGGACGAGCGCAGGACCAUCAGAGGUGAGAGAGAAAGAGCGAGGCAUGGCUGGUGCGGGGUGUGGUGGAUGGUCUGCUCAUGUGGUGCUUGGUGAUGUGUGUGUCAGAGUACUUCGUUGGUAGCGAUUUCCCGUUGUAUUCGCCCUUUGUGCUCAAACACAACCGAUCGGGCAGCGGCCUAGGUAGGGCACGAGGGAAACGACACAUACACACACACACACACAGGCUGCAUUGCCUACUGCUGACGUGUUGUGUUGUGUUGUGUUCAGGUGUGCGUUUGUUUGGUUCCGUGUUUGAGUUGGAGGACUACCUCGCGUCGCCCACGUACGAGCCGCCCAUCGACGGCAUACUGCUGGUAUGCUCUACACACAUGCAUGAGCAAUCCUCGCCCUCAUGCUUUGACUUUGUGUCGUGUGCAUCUGUGUGUCUGUCUGCAGGUCCAGGAGUACGUUGCCGUGUCGCACAUCACUCGGCUCGAGUUCAUCGACAACAAACUCCUCUACUGCCUGAAAAUCAACGUCGACCUCCAGCAGACUGCCGACACCAGCUCGCCAUCAGCACCACCAGUGCCAGCAGCUGCCGCCCCCUCUCCCCUCUCGCAGCCAAUCACGGCCAGCAGCAACACACAGGGCGGCGACUGUGACGACGCCAUCGUCAUGGCCACCGAGGGGGACGAUGCCAGCGGCAAGAUCGCCCACAGCAGCACCAAAGACACAUGGGGUGGGAGUGCUGGUGGUGCUGAGAACAAGGGCCUGGUGUUCGCCGGUUUCUGCCCCGCCACCCACCUAAGCCACGCGCAGCUGCGGCCGUGCGACAACACGCAGGACGCGCAGGUGGACGACCUCAACGCGAGCAGCACGCAGGAGAGCAAGGCCCACGACCAGCACUUCACCAUCCUCAACGACACCAGCAACGCCGACGAGUUUGCCUACUGGGCCAGCCACCCGUUCAUCGGCAAGAUCCAGCAGAUGCUGCGGGCCAAGAACAUCGGCACGUGCGCCAUGGAGUUCGUGCGGGACCCCACCGACCCCUCGCGGCCGCCGCUUCUCAUCGAUGUCAACGUCAAUACCAACUACAACCAGGUGCGCACACACACACACACACACACGCAGUGGCUGAGCGCAUGGAAGCGAGAGAGAGUCUCAUUGCUGUGUGUGUGUGUGGAUGCAGAGUGCCGAGUCUCGCGCCGAUCUAGGGUUUGAGGAGAAGGGCAUGGGGGCCCUCGCACUCUUCCUCCAACGCAAGCUCAACGAACAGACAUCCGCCCCCACUCUCCCCGCUGCACCAGCAGCAGCAGCAGCAGCGCCUCUCCCAUCCCUCCCCUUCAUCCCGCCAGCAGCAGCCCCCGCCCCACCCCCCACCGCGUCUCCCCUCCCUCCCCAGCAGUCUGGCCCCUCCUUGCCCUCUCUGCCCGCCCCCACCUCUCAGAACCCACCUGCAUCUGCCGCAGCGAGCGCUGGUGUGUCGUCGUCUCAGUCGCCGACGUCGUCUGGUCGGCAUGUGUAUGAGUUCCGCAACGGACGGCGGCCCGAAAUCAACGCUGACGGCACCUUGAAGGCGGAGGCGGCAGAAAUCGCCGAGAGCACUCGGGGCGGUAGUGGUGGCGUGACGACUGCGCCACAACCACAGCCGGCGACGAGUGGUGGUGGUGCCCCGUUCUCCCCGUCGCCAGCCCAGAUGGCAGCGUAUCGCAGCUUCGCGGCCGCCAACCCCCUCACACGCCUCAUCCAGUCGUUCGCACACCGGCACACAGUCGAACCCAUACCCCGGUCUGCAUCGCGUGCUGAGACCCUGAGUGUGGAGCGCGCCGGUGAGAUGCUUGAGAUGCGGCCUUCAGAGAAGCUGUCCACCGGGGACGGGGAGGGGGCGACGGAAGAGGCGAUAUCGACUGCCAAUGCGGCGAGUGUGCCGUCGAGUAGCAGUGGGCCGUCUUCGUCUGCUCCCGUGUUACCGGGGGCUGCUGGCAAGGGGGGCGGUGGUGGUGGUGGUUCGGUGAAGCUGCCAGCUGGUUUGUCGUUUGUGACUGGGAUGAUGGGUGCGGUGGUGGCGGGAGCCGUCACCCACCCUGUAGACCUCGUCAAAGUCAGGAUGCAACUAGCCGGUGAGGGCGAGACACACACAGACAGAGAAGGAAGGGCAUAGGGAUGUCUUCAUGCCUCGUGUUUGGUGAAUGCGUGUGUGUUGUCAGGUCAAGUUGGUUCGAGUAGCGUUGCUGGUGGUGCGGCGGCCGUCUCGUCGUCCCGGCGGCUGGGCAUGCUCGGCACCGCUGUCGACGUCGCCAAGACGGAAGGCAUAAUGUCGCUGUACAAGUAAGAGGAAAGACAACAGACACGUGCGUGUUCGCGCGUCAUGGAUGGCUUGUGCUUUUGCGUGUGUGUGUGUCUUGUGUGCUCCAUCAGGGGCAUGUCGGGCAACGUGCUGCGACAGGUGACGUUCGUCGGCACCAAGUUCGGCAGCUACGACGUCGCCAAGAAGCUGGUGCAGACCUACACCGGCAACGAGAGCGGCCAGCUGGGCUUCGCCGAGAAGGCCCUGUGCGGUCUGGUGGCCGGCGGUGCCGGUGCAGCAGUGGGCAACCCUGCCGACAUGGUCAUGGUGAGGAUGCAGGCCGACGGGCAGCUGCCGCAGCACUUAAGACGCAACUACACCAACGCCGCGUCAGCCAUGUACCAGGUCAGUGACCUGCUGACAGCGCAACUGUGCCUGAUGACUGUCCGCGGCAAAUGUGUGUGGGUGUUUUUGUGUGCGUAGGUUGCUCGUGAGGAGGGCGUCGUGGCGCUGUGGCGGGGCUGCAUGCCGACGGUCAACCGAGCCAUGAUCGUCACGGCCGCGCAGAUGGCGUGCUACGACCAGACCAAAGAGGAGAUACUCAAACACACAUCACUCAAGGUCACCAAUCUCACCGACCAACGCGAUAAAAGCUCUGCAACCGCAUCGUGUGUGGCGUGCUGUUGUGCUGUGUCUCAGGACGGCCCGUUGGUGCAUCUGUCGAGCUCUCUUGUCGCUGGCUUCGUGGCGUCCGUCACAUCAAACCCCUUCGACGUGGCCAAGACCAGGCUCAUGCAGGUGCGUUUGAAUGCAUGGACGAAGGGCACAUAGCAUGAGACGUGGCAUGCUCAUGUGUUUGCCCCUGUGUUGUCUCUCAGAUGCAAGCCGAUCCCACCACUGGCCAGUACCCCUACAGAGGCACGGUCGACUGCCUCGCUAAGACGGUAACCACUCACACACCCACACCUGACAGGCGCGUAUCAUGCUUUCUUUGUGUGCCUUGUGUGUGGAUGGGGUGGUUCAGGUGUCUGGCGAGGGUGUGGGUGCGUUGUACAAGGGUCUUGGCCCGACCAUCGCGCGUCAGGUGCCCCUCAACAUGCUGCGGUUCAUGUGCGUGGAGCAGCUCCGCAAACUCUUCACCAAGCUGUACCAGCCAAGGCCACCACCACAACAACCGGCUGCUGCCGAAUGACGCAUGACGAGCUGGCCAG
Vitrella brassicaformis is the source of this 4462-nucleotide messenger RNA. The record is from the annotation of a GenBank genome assembly. NCBI's taxonomy places the organism in Eukaryota, Vitrellaceae.